Molecule: messenger RNA, 762 nt
Organism: Rotaria sp. Silwood1
Lineage: Eukaryota; Metazoa; Rotifera; Eurotatoria; Philodinida; Philodinidae
Source: the annotation of a GenBank genome assembly
AUGAGUGAAAUCAAUCAAAUCGAAGAAGCUAAACCAACUGGUAACAAUCCAACGCAUGAUCAGAUGAUGCGCCAUUUGCGUCGUGCUAAUCAAAUUGCAAAACGUGCAUUGCAGUUUGGUCAUCAUCCAUUUGGCUGUAUACUUGUUGCAUCUGAUAAUGAAACCAUAUUGAUGGAACAGGGUAAUAUUGAUACAGUUAAUCACGCUGAAUCAACGCUUGCUCGAAUGGCUUGUACAAAUUUUUCAUCAGAAUAUCUUUGGCGUUGCACACUUUAUACGACAUUUGAACCCUGUGCUAUGUGUGCUGCUACUUUAUAUUGGGCCAAUAUUGGACAAAUCGUUUUUGGUGCUACUGAGAAACGUUUACUCGAACUCACUGGUAGUAAUGAAAACAAUCCAACACUGGAUAUUCCGUGCCGUUAUGUAUUUCAACAUGUACAACAAAUUAAUGAUUUGGAACGUGAUUCAAUUGAAAAAAUUCGACAAACAGCAGAUGAAGUAAGAAAAUUAUUACUACACUACACAGCUAAACAUAUUCCUGACAUAGAAAUUGAGUUGAAUAAAUUCACUGAUCAAUUGAGACAAAGUCGUCAUGAAAAUGAUUUGGUUGAAACAGAUUUAUAUCGAUGGAAAAAUCAACUUAUUCAACUAAGUGAUGAACUCAACAAACCAUCAAAUAUUACAAUUCGACAAGAUUCAAAAUCACUUGUGAACAGAAUUUAUGUUGAUAUAUCAACUAGUAAGUGUUGUUCAUAUGUAUAA